Messenger RNA from Trichomycterus rosablanca, 2280 nucleotides. Its product is annotated as synaptic vesicle glycoprotein 2C. Lineage: Eukaryota; Metazoa; Chordata; Actinopteri; Siluriformes; Trichomycteridae. The record is from RefSeq and is a predicted model, not a curated record. The transcript has 12 exons. Gene Ontology annotation, molecular function: transmembrane transporter activity. Gene Ontology annotation, cellular component: synaptic vesicle membrane. Gene Ontology annotation, biological process: chemical synaptic transmission; transmembrane transport. Bases 81 to 2270 code for a protein of 729 amino acids.
UCUUGUUUUGCACAUAAUUUUGCACAAAAUCCAGACAGUUGCACAACUUUUUAUCUACGGUUUCCUCCAGACGAGAGAAGAUGGACGACACGUACGGGGAGAGAACGUCUCUGAGCCGAGGCGCUCGCGACAUCGCCAAAGAGGCCAAACGGCACGCGGCCAAAAAAGUCAACAAGGUGAUAGACCGGGCCUCGGACGAAUACUCCGGCCGCACCUAUCACCGUUUCGACAACGACGAAGAAGACGAGGGCGGCGAUGAUGAGCGUUACCACUACCAGGACGGUGAGGCGCAGCAGCACGAGGACGACGAAGGCUCGAGCGAUGCGACAGAAGGCCAUGACGAUGAAGAUGAGAUCUAUGAGGGCGAGUACCAGGGUGUGCCCAACAAAGACGCUCAAGGCGGGGUGGCGCUCGGGCGCCCGGUCGCUGACGGGACGAAGGACCGGCGAGAGCUGCAGAAGGAACGGGAGGCGGAGGAAGAGGAGCUAGCACAACAGUACGAACUGAUCAUUCAGGAGUGCGGACACGGGCGGUUCCAGUGGCAGCUCUUCUUCGUGCUGGGUUUGGCCCUCAUGUCCGACGGUGUGGAGGUUUUUGUGGUCGGAUUUGUGCUGCCCAGUGCCGAGACGGACAUGUGUGUGCCCAACUCUGGGGCCGGCUGGCUAGGUAGCGUGGUGUACCUGGGCAUGAUGUUUGGAGCGUUUUUUUGGGGCGGCCUGUCGGAUAAGGUGGGCCGAAGACAGUGCCUGCUGGUGUGCAUGUCGGUCAACGGCUUCUUCGCCUUCCUGUCCUCGUUCGUGCAGGGUUACAGCACGUUCCUCUUCUGCAGGAUGCUCUCCGGGUUCGGGAUCGGCGGCACUGUACCCAUCGUGUUCUCAUACUUUGCUGAGUUCCUGGCGAGGGAGAAGCGUGGCGAGCACCUGAGCUGGCUCUGCAUGUUCUGGAUGAUAGGCGGCAUUUAUGCCUCGGCCAUGGCCUGGGCCAUCAUCCCGCACUACGGAUGGAGCUUCAGCAUGGGUUCUGCGUAUCAGUUCCACAGCUGGAGAGUGUUUGUGGUGGUCUGUGCCCUGCCGUGCGUCUCUGCAGUCGUCUCGCUCACAUUAAUGCCCGAGAGUCCACGUUUCUACCUGGAGAAGGGGAAGCAUGAUGAGGCAUGGAUGGUGCUGAAACAAAUCCAUGAUACCAAUAUGCGUGCACGUGGAGAGCCUGAGAAAGUCUUUACCGUGAACCGAAUAAAGAUACCAAAGCAGUUGGACGAGUUUGUAGAGAUGCAGUCGGAGUCGGCGAACCCUGCGGCUAAAGUUCUCUUCAGGAUUAGGAGUGAACUUCGUGGAAUCUGGUUAACGUUUUUGAGAUGCUGGGAUUAUCCUGUGAAAGACAACACAAUGAAAUUGGCUAUAGUGUGGUUCUCUCUGUCUUUUGGGUUCUACGGUUUGUCCGUGUGGUUUCCUGAUGUUAUAAAGCACCUGCAGGCGGACGAAUACGCGGCGAGGGUGAAGAUCCACAACAACGAGCGCAUCGAAGACUUCACCUUCAACUUCACACUGGAGAACCAGGUGCAUUCUAACGGGGCCUUCAUCAACGACAGGUUCAUCAGUAUGAAGUUUAAAUCGGUUACCUUCAAAAACUCCGUCUUUCAGAACUGCUACUUCGAGGACGUCACUUCGGUCGGGACAUACUUCAAAAACUGCACCUUUCUGGAUACGUUCCUCUAUAAUACAGAUAUCGACGACUCCAAACUGAUCGGGACGUCUGUGAUAAACAGCACAUUUGCACACAAUAAGACCGGCUGCCAGAUCACCUUCGACGAUGACUACAGUGCUUACUGGGUGUACUUCAUCAACUUCUUGGGUACCCUGGCUGUGUUGCCAGGCAACAUCGUCUCCGCUCUGCUGAUGGAUAAAGUUGGGAGGUUGAGCAUGCUCGGAGGCUCGAUGGUGCUGUCGGGUAUCAGCUGUUUCUUCCUGUGGUUCGGUACCAGUGAGUCGAUGAUGAUCGCCAUGCUUUGUCUCUAUAACGGUCUCAGCAUAUCCGCCUGGAACUCUCUGGACGUGGUCACGGCUGAGCUCUACCCUACUGAUAGGAGGGGCACCGGGUUCGGCUUUUGUAACGCCAUGUGUAAGCUGGCGGCCGUGUUGGGUAACCUGAUCUUCGGCUCCUUGGUGGGCAUCACUAAGGCCGUCCCUAUUCUCCUGGCGUCGUGUGUGCUGGUGGGCGGUGGCCUUGUGGGACUUCGGCUCCCGGACACGCGUUCCAACGUCCUAAUGUGACCUCUGACCU